Oreochromis aureus is the source of this 2250-nucleotide messenger RNA. It is a transcript of the gene fam169b, whose product is annotated as family with sequence similarity 169 member B. The record is from RefSeq and is a predicted model, not a curated record. Bases 166 to 1377 code for a protein of 403 amino acids. The transcript is spliced from 9 exons. NCBI's taxonomy places the organism in Eukaryota, Metazoa, Chordata, Actinopteri, Cichliformes, Cichlidae.
AAUGGCGUGUAUUUUUGUAACUCUCUUUGCGACCAGCGGAUGGCGCUCCGGGCCAAAGAAAAGGAGAUGUUAAGGUGGUUGAGUCGGCUCAUCAAAGUUACAUUUCGGGACUGUAGGGACGUUGCUGAUAAGCAAUAAAGGCUCAUCCCGUCCAUAGAAAAGGCCAUGUACCCUGUAGACCUGCCAGCUGUGGAUCACACUGACCUGACAUCUGCAUCUGAACAGUACAUGUCCUCUCUGGAGUCCAGCCCCUGUGAUAAUGAGUGGUUUCAGUCAUCGCAGACCUCAAAGGUGGCAAUAACAGCAACAAAUGUGAGCCAGCUGCAGCUGUUUGAGGAUGGCCAGCCUGCCUGUGUAGUGCUGGCACUGCACCCUCCGGAUGAUCAAACACAAGUGGUUGGCCUAUACCUGCACGGGAAGUGGUGGCUUUUGGAUGACGUCUUGCGAACGUCAAGCAAAUCCAGAAGUGGUUUGGUGUCGGUGCAGUCUGUUAUGGAGAGGGUGAUUGUGUUUCUGCUCAGUCAGAUAAUGGAGAGACCUUCACUGUUCUCCCUACAUCCUCCCAAAGAGAGCUGCAAAGUGCUGUGGAAAGACAACCAGGCGGUCGGCUUUUACACCGUGAAGCACAAAGGGAGUCUGUGUGACGGCUGGAGCAGCUGCUGUUACCUGCUGCCUGUUCUGGACACUGUGCUGGUGAGGAGGUGCUGCAGGAGGAGAGGCUUCGGCCUUCAGAUGCUGGAGGAUUUCUGCUCCUCGUUCUCUACGGAGGAGUUUCUGGGAGUCAGCUCUCCAUUAUCCCCCAGCAUGGCUGCAGUGUUCAAAAGGUUCCUGCAGAAGCACCAGCAGUAUCGAGAGCGCCUGUACGAGGUGGAAGCUCCAGGGGGCUGGACUCAACGACGAAACAUCUGGCUUAACAUUCAGCUCGGACGCUACUGCCUCGGUACUGAUAAGGAGAGCAGCCCAAUAUCAGGAGAAACACAGAGAAAUACACUCAAGGACUCCUUUCACAAGACUUGUAUACUGGACCUGGGCACACUGGGAAGCCCUGGUGUAAACACUGCAGUGGUGUUGGACUCUGCUGAACAGCAAUUUAAAUCGUGUGAGCCAAGCCAAGGAAGAUGGUCCCUGAGCAGCGAGCUCCCUGGAACAGGAUGUAGCCUUGCAGCCCAAACUAUCCAUGUGAAAUCUGGACCUGCCACCCAGCUCCUAAACACAGCACAGGCUUUGAAAUCCAAGGCUUCCAAAUCUACAAAGCACCACAGAGAGGAACCAGAGGACAUGCAGAAAAUUCCCAAACGAGCCAGAAGUGAGUUGAAACAUGUACACACAAAGACUGCAUUCAGCAGCAGAGCCCACAGAGAAUGUUCGGACACUUAACCGAAACCACAUCCACAUUCAUUUAGGUGACUUUGUAUUCUUUUCAUCAAAUCAAAGUGAAUUUUGAAUGAACAGCAGACUGCAUGUACCUAAACAUGCACAAUAAACCUUUUCGUGUGUCUUUGUAGCAUCGCGUUUCUGUGUGGCUACUUUAUAGUGUUUGUGCUAAAUAAGAACCAUGUGUCUGAGUUAUUGAUUUUUGCCUUCAAACAUGAAUACAUCCACACAAGAAUGAUUAUUAUUGCACAUUAGAGUAUAGCAUAUGCAAUUUUCUCCAUCGUUUGGGUACAACCUGCACUGCAUUUUAACCCAUUUUACAUGAAAGGCUGGGGUUCAUACGGUGAGCUUAGAUUAUUAUCCUUAACUAUUAAUGCACAGGAUCAAUCAAUAGAGAGCUACAAUAUAUUUUUUUCUGCACCUUGGACAAGUCAUCCAUCACAUAAACAGCCACAGCUUCUGGGGCUUGCUGUGGAUUAGGAGGUAGAGCAAGCCAUCGACUAGCUGGAAGGUUGGUGGUUUGAUCCUUGACUGCUCCAGCUUGCAUGCCAAAGUAUCCCAAACCCAGAGUUGCUCCUGAUGUGCCCACACAGGAAAAAUGGUUUAAAACUACAGAUGUAUUAUCAUCUCCCCCACUGCACUUUAGGUGCAUAUAAAAAGAAAAAAUCUUGGUGUAUUUUACUGUAUAUAGCAAGCAUCUAUAUACAUAGUAUUUUGUUUUGUUUUUUUGUACACUGUUCACAUUGGGUUUUUUCUUCCUUUUUAUUUUUCGAAUAUAUCUCUAAUUCACUUUUUGUUCCUUUCCCUCGUGCUGGUGUAACAAGUGAAUUUCCCCCAGAGUGGGAUUAAAUAAAAUCUAUGUGUGUUUGUAUUCUU